ACAAACAAGCAGAACAUAAAGAUUGACACACUUCCAUCGCUGCUGCUUUACUCUCUUCACUGGGGUCGUGGUACCCAAGACCAAGAGUAGUUGACCGCUCAUUGCCAUUGUCGUCCUCCCCAGCCGGCUCUUGGAUUAAUCUCCUCGGUUUUGGAGUUUAUAAAUCGUUGGUCUGGUCACUGCCUACCCAAUCGCACGUAAUCAACUUACAAGUUUCAACCUCUCGAAUUGGUUUCCUCCAACCCUUCUCUUCUUUUUCUUUCAGCCGUAUCAGUGAGCUCAUUGCAGUUUCAGGUUAAGCGAAAGCUGCAGCCUCAAGUCUCAACUUAAUUCUGCUGCUCAAUUUUCAUGCCUGAAGCUUUGGACCUGUGUAAUUAUGCUGAAAGCAGGCCGGGACACACUCAAACCAGGUGUAUCUCGGUUACUCAAGCUAUGUAUAAAUACAAAUUUAUCUAAAAGGGAAAUUCAGUCGGUUUCCUAAAAAGCUGCACUUGAUGCAUUGCCCACCCAAAUACACAUAUCCGGAGAAGUUUCAAUAACAAGCCUUGUUGCAAUUCGGCACCAGAAGGGGGAAAAUGUUGAUAGUCUCGAAAACUACCAUAUAAAGAUUAUUUUUCGGACGUCAACAUACCAUUCAAAAGGCGACAAAAAUCCUGCAACUUGGCCUCGUCCCAGCUGGCUCUUGGUUUUCCUCGCCGCAACUUAAUUCAUGCCAUCAGAUUUGGACUUAUGUACUCAUCAUGCUGCAAGACGGCAGGGACAACUCUAACCAGGUUGCCAUCUUUGACAUCAUCAUCUAUAUUGGAUAUAUAACAUUAGUAUUGUACAAUAAAACAAUGAACAUUGCACGGAAACUAUCCAUUUCUUUCUAAGAAGCGGAUGAGUGCGAGCGCAUUACAACUUUUCAAGAUCAUCCAAACAAAUUAAAGUAGCCUUGUGGUCACUAUUCAUGGCUGCACGUUCAGUGAUCAAGUACGCAAUUAUCUCGGUUUGUUUUGCAUCCUUGUGGACUUGUCAUGAUGCAAUAGACACACUGAAACCAGGGGACACUCUCAACUCCACAGGCUCCCUACUUUCGGCAUCUGGAUCGUUCACUAUGAAGUUUGUUGAACUUGGUGGUUCCGAUAACAUUCUUCUUGCUAUCCUGCGUGUUAGAAGUAAAGUAAACAGGGCAUGGAUUGCCAACCGAGACACACCUUUUUCAUCCACUUCAUCCCCACUUCUUACGUUGGACUUCAAUAACGUGUUGAAAAUUACCCGCCAAGAUGGAGAUCCUGUUGUCCUUUCAGCCGCUCCAUAUAUUAAUGACACUAGUAUUAGUGUUGUGGCUACCCUUUUGGAUUCCGGCAAUUUUGUACUACAAGAAGUGAACUCCGCCAGCGGAUCAACGAUCCGUAUUUGGUGGCAAAGUUUUGAUUAUCCAUUGGACACAUUUUUACCGGGCAUGAAAUUGGGUGUUGAUCGUAGAAAUGGCUUCUAUUGGUCUCUUUCAUCAUGGGGAUCUGCAAACAACCCCAUGCCACCAGGGCCUUACAGCCUUUUUUGGGACACCAAUGGACACCAACUGAAUAUAAAGCGAAAUGAUGUUGUGUAUUGGACUAGCGGGGUGUUUGCAGAUGGGAGAUUUGAAUUUAUUUUCCCUGAUGUGUCCAAGCAAAGGUACAAUUUUAGCAUUGUUUCAAAUCAAGAUGAAGACUACCUCACUUAUACUAGUCGAAAUGAUCCUAGUGAUCCUGAGCCAGAAUGGGUGCUAUUCACCAGGGGGGCACUUUUUGAGUUUGGCGCAUCAGUUGCCAUCAUAGAAGCGCAGACCUGUGAUGGUUAUAAUGUCAUCGGAGGGUGCGUGAGGAGGGACAGGCCAAGUGGUUGUAUUGGGGAAGCUGGUGAUGAUUUUCAACUGAAAAAGGGUUACUUCAAGGUAAUCAACUCUAGUACUUCGAGACCCCCCAACUGGAUUGGUAGUGGUAGUGAGGAUUGUAAGGUUACUUGUUGGCAAGAUUGUGACUGCCUUGGAUUCGACUUUCCAUCUGGUAAUCCGACUACUGGUGCAGGAUGCCGAUUUUGGAGCGUGGACUGUGGAUUCAUUGAAGACUUUACUGCAAAUACUAGUUUUGUUUUGCCGUCAGCAACGCAACUACCACAAUCACCGGAUUCACCACCUGUGGGAAAGAUUGUACUAUCACUAUAUGCAGCACACAAAUGGUUCUGGAUUGGCAUUUCUAUUGGCGCUGCAUUACUAGUAAUGGGGUUCUGCUUCUUGGGCUUUCGCCUGAGAAGAAUAUAUAUGGUUUCAGCAGGGAAGAACUGGACAACUAUUCGAAGAAAAUUGCUUAACUUCAUGGAAUCGAAGAGACCUAUAGGUCAUGUUGUUGGGAAUCAAAAUGAUCAGGAAAAUAUGAGAUACCCUAAUUUAAGCGUAUUUACCUAUGGAUCGGUCUUGGAAGCCACAAGAAACUUCUCUGAAGAAAACAAGCUUGGACAAGGGGGCUUUGGACCUGUUUAUUGGGGAAAAUUGACGACGGGACAAGAAGUAGCUGUGAAGAGGCUUUCAAGAUGUUCAGGCCAAGGCACAGAGGAGUUUAAGAAUGAAUUGAUACUCAUCUAUGAACUCCAACACACCAACCUUGUUCGACUGUUUGGAUUUUGUAUUCACGAACACGAGAGGAUGUUAAUAUACGAGUACAUGCCAAACAAAAGCUUGGACUACUUUUUAUUUGAUUCCAUCAGACGUCGGCAACUAGAUUGGAAAAGCCGUUUCAAUAUAAUUGAAGGAAUCACUCAAGGAAUGCUUUACUUGCACAAAUACUCGAGAACAAAAGUGAUUCAUAGAGAUUUGAAAGCGGGUAACAUACUACUUGACAAAAAUAUGAACCCCAAAAUUGCAGAUUUUGGUAUGGCAAGGAUUUUCACUCAGGAGCUUCAAGCAAAUACGAUGAGAAUUGUCGGGACACAUGGUUAUAUGCCUCCAGAAUAUGUCAUGGGAGGACACUUUUCUGUAAAAUCUGAUGUCUACAGCUAUGGAGUGUUAAUGCUUGAAAUUAUCAGUGGUAGGAAAAACAACAGCUUCUGCAAUGAAGAUCGUGUGCUCAACUUAGUAGGACAUGCCUGGGAGUUAUGGAAAGAAGAUCGAGGGAAAGAACUAAUGGAUCCAACACUAGUUGAAACAUGUAUUAGUCAUCAAGUUUUAAGAUGCGUCCAAGUAGGUCUACUGUGUGUGGAGGAAAAAGCAGCUGAUCGGCCAACCAUGCCAGAGCUGAUAUUCAUGUUAACAAACGAAAGCAUGCGGUUACCUGAACCAAAAAAACCAGCAUUUUAUUACGCAGAGAGAAAUGUGGGUAAUGCUGAUAUAGAUAGAAGGGGACCACCACUGGAUAUAAACGGGUUGUCCAUUUCCGAAUUCAUUGGACGUUGAAGGUAUUGAUUGUAUCUGUUGUGCCUUACCAAUACUGCAACAAAGCUUGUUUUUGGAUGGCAAGAAAACGCAACUGUAAUUUUAUGGGUAGCCUUCUUCUUAAAAGUACGAGACCAUAUACAGUAAUAAAUCUUUUAUGCAAUUUCGAAGUUUUAUAUGCAAUUAAUGGCGAUAUACAAUGUACAAACGUCUCAAGAAUAACAAUGUUGGAGUGGAUUUAGAAUUUUUUAUUAGAAAAAAUAGUAUUCGGUCCGUAACUACUAGUAUUCAUUGGCUCUAGGGUUCCCUAGGAGAGAAUAUUAAAACAGUCGCUCGGCGACAAUUCCUAUUUCUAUUCCGACGACGGCAUAAAGGGUUUCUUGGUUACAAGUUCUCUGGUGUGGAUAGUUUCGCUGUAUGGUUUUUACGGAGGUGCGAGUUGCGGCGGCGCUUGUGUGGAAUUUGGGCAAAAGGCUAUUUAGUUUGGUUUGGUUUUCAAUGGAGGACAUGGUAUCUAGCUUUUCGAAACGAUUGGCCCUCAUAGAGGAGGAGCAAUAGGUUGUGGUAGUUGAUAAGACAGAAGGUGUGCUAUUGAUGACAACUAGGGUUUUCCUGGUUGGAAAAAUAUUAAUGAGGAGAACGUUGAAUACUGAGAGAUUCAAAAGACAGAUGCAGUUUAUUUGGCGGCCUA
Messenger RNA from Pyrus x bretschneideri (Chinese white pear), 4082 nucleotides. Its product is annotated as G-type lectin S-receptor-like serine/threonine-protein kinase At1g67520. NCBI's taxonomy places the organism in Eukaryota, Viridiplantae, Streptophyta, Magnoliopsida, Rosales, Rosaceae. Bases 950 to 3412 code for a protein of 820 amino acids. The transcript has 11 exons. Gene Ontology annotation, biological process: protein phosphorylation. Gene Ontology annotation, molecular function: ATP binding; protein serine/threonine kinase activity. The record is from RefSeq and is a predicted model, not a curated record.